AUGCCUGUCAAUUUCCCGCCACUAUUGACCUGCCCGGCUUACAUGGCAUCGUGUCUGACUCGGUAUAGGCCCAACAAUGACAGCAGUUUGGAACAUUAUACCGCACUGUUGGAUUGGAUGGUCAGCAAGGGUGGUCAGCUUCACGAAAGCGUUGAAAUAGCCAAGGAUGAACGGCGCGGCGUGCAUCUCCAGGUUAAGAAUGACUGGAAAGAUGGUGUUCCCAGUAAUACCCAUAUCAUCAAAACGCCUCUGACUUCCACAAUGUCGUAUUUCAAUGUUAUCGGCUACAGUUUCAACACAGAUGAUGGAAGUUUCAUUUCUUUCCCUGAGCACGGAGUCCAUUUCCCUCGCGGAUUUGCGGAAGCGGUGGGACAGGAAGAAUCAUCAAUCUUUUUUUUGAUGGGGCAGUACCUCCAGGGAAAGGAGGGUUUCUGGUACCCGUAUAUCAGGACGCUUCCUCAGCCUGGUGCUUUGACCACUCCUCUCUACUAUGAAGGAGAUGACCUGGAAUGGCUGGAAGGCACAAGUCUAUCCCCAGCGAGACAACAGAAAGCCAAUUUACUAAAGGAGAAGUAUGGAACUGUAUACACUGAGCUCUGUAAGGCUGGGUUCGAUGGUGCUGAGAAGUACACUUGGGAUCUUUAUCUUUGGGCGUCGACCAUCUUUGUUUCGCGGGCGUUCUCCGCUAAAGUGCUCUCUGGUGUGAUUCCCGAUACACAGCUCCCUGAGGAAAACGUUUCUGUGCUCCUACCCUUCAUUGACAUUCUAAAUCAUCGUCCACUUGCAAAGGUAGAGUGGCGCGCUGGCAAGGGGAAUGUUGCAUUUUUAGUCCUGGAAGACGUCGCCGCCGGUCAGGAGAUUUCAAACAAUUACGGGCCCCGAAAUAAUGAGCAGUUAAUGAUGAAUUAUGGCUUUUGCCUUCCGAAUAAUCCUUGUGACUAUCGUAUUGUCAGCUUACGAGCACCACCUGGCAGUCCACUUCAGAUGGCAAGAUCUCAGCAGCUACAGAUGUUCCCGGGACUGGCUAAAGAGACGGAUGAUCCGUACUACGUUUUUAAUGUCUUUUACCCUCUUCUUGCUCCUGAUACGCCGAUGGAGCAUUCGAUCUUCUCCCCGGCACUUUUCGACGCUGUCUCGAUAUUGGCAGCUAACAAUAGGGAAUUGGAGACUCUUGAAGUCACGGAGCAAAGCAUCCGAAUCCCAGACACUUACGGGAACUCGCGAACCACUCUUGCCGCCCUCAGCCAGAUCAUCAUCGAGUUGAUCACACAUAUUGUAAAGUUAAGAUCUUCAGCGGCCGACCUACAGAACCCUGGUAAUCUCAAGCAGACCCAUGCAAAAAUCUAUCGCGACAGUCAAAUCAUGCUGUCCGAAACGGCUUUGGUCAUUGCAGCAUGGACUCUAAACCGGGCGCGACAGCACAACUUUGGAGGAAGCUGGGAGGAGACAAAACAGCUUCUCGGUUCCCAUAUGGUCCGUGUGCCUCCAGGAAAGUUCCCAGAGGAAAUACGGUCUCGGAUACAGGUGCGCAUUCUCGAGCGCCAGUCAGUUCUUGCAAACAAUGGAGAGCUAUUUGUGUUGGAUGACUUGCCCGAAAUACUUCCCGUUGAGAUGCAACAACCCUGCAAAGCGUGCUUACAGGGCGUCACUCAGAACGCUGGAAGGGCUAUCCCGAUGCUGAGGGGAAGCCUUGAAACAUCCCCCUUUGCCUUCCCGAUGUUCCUCUGCUUUAUCAGAGCGGCUCACACCGCUGGAGAAUCUAACAGUGAGACAGUUUCUCUUUCAUCUCGACUCAGUAAAUGGGCCAGAUGCCUUCUCGAGAACUACCCAGCUCCUCCUGAAGAUGUACUAUGGGCGCUCGAAGAUGAGGAUGAUGAGCAGUUGCUGGACAUGUUUGAUAACGUGCUUGAGGGAAUGAAAACACGGAACGGUGCUAUCUUCUCCGACUUGGAGAAAUUCACAGGAGAAUGGCAGGGAGAUAACUGGUGGCUUUCUCCUAACUGGCUCCGAUGGGCAUGGAUGAUUACGGAGCAAGAAAGCGUGCAGGUACCAGAGGAACCGCUGGCUUUGUUGGCCGCAGAGCAGCCCGGGCAAGGACAAGUGAUGCUCUCUACGGCGCCAUGUCUGUAUAUCCCGCAGUAG
Molecule: messenger RNA, 2142 nt
Organism: Aspergillus oryzae RIB40
Lineage: Eukaryota; Fungi; Ascomycota; Eurotiomycetes; Eurotiales; Aspergillaceae
Product: SET domain protein
Exons: 3
Coding region: 1-2142 (713 amino acids)
Biological process (GO): peptidyl-lysine monomethylation
Molecular function (GO): protein binding; protein-lysine N-methyltransferase activity
Source: RefSeq, a predicted model, not a curated record